AAUCUUGGGACUUUUUUGUUGAGAAUACAAACGACACAGCUACCACCACCACCGCAUGGUUGAGUAAGUCGUGGCUGUGGCGGUGUAUAGCAGGCCGUGGGCUCAGUGUGUCGGUGAGGAGCAGACCAGACUACAUGUGUUUCCCUGUGUCUCUGUAUACAGUCUGACCCUCGUGGUGGCAGUCGUGUUAUAUAUAGGUGCUGGACACACUGAAACCUAAAGAGAUUUUGAACAGUUUUUAUUCAUUGAGGCUUGUUAAUAAUGACACACUGUUAUUCGGGGAGACUAGUGUCCUACAGGCUUUAUCAACACUCUACGCAAAAUGUAAAGGUUUUCCUGAAACUGUGGGAGAUAGAACUACACCAUACAUCGCCAUCUUGCUUCGUUCACGAUAUUUAAACAUCGGAGCCUCCUAUAUUUCCCGGCAUUUGUACAUCUCCAAGUGUCUACAUAUUAAUUCCAUUGAUUCUUGGAUUUUUUAAAGUUCGUGUUACCUUUCCUGGAAUUAUUCACUUCCGGGGAAGUUGUUUUGUUAUCGUAGCCAGAGACUAGCGUAUUUAUACAUACGCAUUUGUGUGAGACAUUUAAUAUAUAGUUAUAAUUGUUUAUAUUUGUAUUCAUUUAAUAUUAAGUAUUCUUGUUAAUUAUAUUGAUGAGAAAGUACAAGAAGAAAUAUUUGUGAAUUUUUCGUGAUAAUAUUUUUUACGAAAUAUUUAAAAAAAGACUUUGUAAUAUUUGUAACAAACAAAAUACAACCAACGUCUUUCAUAUUUACGGAGCAUCUUUUUUCCGGGGAAUUCUCGGCGUUUCUAUGUAUUAGUUGAUUUUGUUAUGGCCAUGGUGAAUACGAUGCUGAAUCUGUCAUCUGCUGUGAAGGACUCGAGGUGGCUUACACUUGAAGUCUGCCGGGAAUAUCAGCGCAACAAAUGUUCGCGAACAGAAAAUGAGUGCAAAUUUGCACACCCUCCGCCCCAUGUUGAAGUCCAAAAUGGUCGUGUGACGGCUUGCUUCGAUUCUAUAAAGGGUAAAUGCCAGAGGAAGGAUCCCCCCUGUAAAUACCUACACCCUCCACAACACCUACGGGAACAGUUGUUACAGAAUGGCAGAAACAACCUGAUAUUACGUAAUCUUCAGAUGCAGGCUGCCCAGCAGGCAGCGCUACAGCCCCUGAUGCCUAUACAGACCAUGUAUGAGACUGCGAGCAGCAACAAGCCAACCGUGACGGCAUAUCCUACUCUUGUGCCGGGACAGUACCCAAUUGUGGCACACCCCUAUUUGGGAUCAAUACCAACGUCCGUGGCCUUCAACCCUUAUGCCACCAUAAACCAGGGCAACGUACAAACAGUGGCGGUGCCCGGGGGAGGGGAUGCCACCAUGGUAACAAGCCCACUCCAAGGAGUCAUCCAAGCGAUUCCAUCCCAACAGAAGCUGGCAUCGUCCCGGCCGGACAGACUCGAGGUUUGUCGAGAAUAUCAAAGAGGUACUUGCACGCGACAACCUAGUGAGUGUCGCUAUGCACACCCUCCAGAUAAUGUAACAGUCGACACGGCCGAGAAUCAGGUCACUGUUUGUAUGGACUUUGUAAAAGGGAAGUGUACACGGGAUUCGUGUAAAUAUUUCCACCCACCUGCACACCUCCAGGCUCUGAUCAAAGCCACCCAACAACGAUCUAACACCACUGCCGCUCAAGCUCAAGCUCUGCCGCAAGUGGUUGAGGUCAUUCCAGGCAAGAAGCGGCCUCGUGACCAUGCCGAUGACCUCGUUCUGCAGGGUGCGUUACCGGGGGUGAUACCGUACAAACGUGUAGCGGUUGCUGACGGCAAAAGUGGAUUACCUAUGUAUCAUCCAGGCGCAAACUUCGCCUACCAACAGGCGCUAACGGCCAUGCAGUUACAACAGCAAUAUGUGCCAGCAACAAGUUUUUAUGUUUCAGAUACAAAUAAAAGUGGCAUUCCAGUUCCUACCCAGAUAUCACAGUCAAGUCCCCUGCCGCAGACCAUGCAGAUACCCCAGCAACACCUAGUUCCAGUAACACCAGUGCCAUUGGUUGUCUCCCCUGAAGCCGCUGCAUCCACAGCUAUGGUGACGGCACCAAUUGGCGUACCAUCUAAUAACGCCUAUACCGUAAAUUACUUUGACAGCAACCAACAGUUGCUGGACACCCUCCCAGUUUGCCGAGAUUUUAAAUUGGGCCGGUGUAACAGGCCUGAAUGCAAGAGUGUGCAUAUUAUGGAGGAUUAUGUUGAAGUGAAGGAUGGACGGGCGGCAGUGUGUCGAGAUGCGGUCCGUGGAAAGUGUACGCGUGCGAUGUGUAAAUACUACCACAUCCCCAUACCACUUCCUCCUUCCAAGUAACCACGGCCACAUUGCAUUAUGAUUCUUUUUCAUUUAGUUGCCAUGACAACCAGGAGGGAUAAAAGUGGGUCAUUGCGUUCUCAAUAUGUUUGUUUUUUAAUACAAAUGGAUUUUAAGUGUUUGUAUUCCACAAAGUUUUAUGAGGAUUAUCAUGUAGGUGGGCGUGGCCUAAGUCGCGGGGAUGAUUAAUUUACUGAUGUAAUACAGUGAUCUUGAAAUCGUGGACUUUGACCUUGUAUUCUUCCUUGCCAAUGGAUUUUUCUACAAAUGAUUCCUGCCCAAGGAAUCAUGGUGCUAUGGAAAUGAAUCCGUGAAAGGAAUCCGGUGAUGACCUUUUCUCUGACCUUGACAAUGACCUUGACCUGUGUAUAAAAUGUGAAGGAAUCAUAGUUAAGUGAUUAUGUUAGAAUUGUCGAAGGCCUGUUGUCAAGUUAACAGCAACAGCUUCAAGGAGUUUAGUGGCAAGACUAUACUUGCGGAAAAGGAGAAGAAAAAGUCGCCGAAAAGGAUAAUGCAUUUUUUUCCAGAUUUCAGAAAUUUCAAUUUUUUAUUUACAUUCAAGUGAUAGAUUAUACAGCAAAAUUGAAAAAAAAAGUUUUACUUGUAAACGAUAUUCUCCACAAUAUUGAAUAUUGCUCAAAUAUUUUUUGUUGUUUUAAUCCUUUCAUUCAGAGAAAAACCCUGUUGAUAAAUAUUGUUAUAUAAUAACAUCAAUCAGUUUAAAAGAUUGCCCUAGUUGCUAGACGAUAAAGUAAUCUUGACACAACUACGCAACUAAUUUUUUAGCCUAAUUUUAAUUUUUGAAAUUUGGGCGUUAGUGACGGAUUGAUUUGUUUUUUAAUCCUUGCUUAGCCUGCCACUUCCUUGCUGUUUUCCCCCAUAAUGCUAUAUACAAUAUGGCGACCCGGAGUGAAGCCCUGCCAGCCUUCAAGAGUUUUUAGCAGCUAUGAUUUUUGAAGUGUUUAUUUUGUACCCAUAUGGAGAUGCACGUUGCGCACACGACAAGAGAAUACGUUUGAUAUGUAUAGAUUACAUGUGUUUUACACUUAAUGCAUGACUGUUAGAGGAACAGUGGGGAGUUGUGACACAUUUUAACAACAGAGUUAUGUCCCUUGAUCACUUCAACAUGGUACUCGGUAAACUUAAAGGUGUAGAGGGGAGAUGGUUCUUAGUUUUUUUUCUGUACUGUUUGUAGACAUUGUUUUCUUUCUGUUAGGCCUAAAAUCCAGUUUGUCUACUGGUAGAUAUGUGCUACUUUGCCAUUGGUUGGCCCUACUUGACAAAUCGGUAUGCUCCGGAUAUUGUUAUUAGUCGGUAACUUGUAUCUAUUUAGCAAGUCUUAUCCAAUCAGAGCAGUAUAGACCAAGUUUUUGUAGAUUAUUUGAAUGCCAAAUGUUAGGCAGAUAGUGAAUUUCUGAACAAGAAGGACCAUCCCCCCUUUACAUGAUAACCUAUUCUGUGUACCUGAUGUUUGUUAUGAGUGUAAUUUUUUAGUUAAAGAUACUGUUGUAAAUUAUAUAUUUUGAUGAAAAAGGUGCAAUUUCUUCUACAAGGUGCACACUAAACUAAUUUGUUAUGAUGAACAAUUGUUUGUUUGUUUUUUUCUUUAUAAUUUUUUUUUCAAAACUGUGCCAUAAAGUUUUCUCUGCUGAUGAUGGUAGGGAGAUAUAUAUAUAUGUAUACCCUUCUGUGCUGAAGGUAGUAACCAACACUGUUCCAUUGUCACUGUUUUAACCAAUUGAAGAUUUGUAUGUAUAAAAAGACCUGAACCAAGGUCACGUGUUCCAAACAUUUAAUGUUCAUAUUCUAAAAUUAACCAUUGUGAGUGAUAGUUGAUCGAUACAAUUUAAAACAAAUUAUAUAAUGGAUUAAUUGAUGACUAUAAGUUAGGUCGUCAAUUGCGAAAUUGUCACAAAUCCAUGUUACAAAACCUGUAGUGUUACUUUAACCUAAAUUACUAUUUGACUGGACAAAGGCUUUUUGUUCAUACAAUUCCUUACAUGUACAAUAUUUUUUCUUAUAUAUUAGAGUAUCAUUAUCGGUGGUAGUUAUAUAAGUAGUAUUUAACCUUUCUUCCCCACUUACAUAAUGGUACAACCCUUUUGACCCAACUCCUCUAUUAGAAACCCCUGUUCCACUAAUGGGGAGCAUCCAAUAAGGAAAGUUGGUGUCAGACAGGGCGGCCAUUCUCAACUUUGUUUUUGAGAGACAAACGAUGUAGCCUUAUCUGUUAUAUGUAUGUGAUUUUGAAAUAGACAUGUUGUUACGACCAUUUUAAUUGGUCAAUUAAGCAUGCCAUGUGACUGAUUAUAUCCAGUUAGUACAAAUGUCAUUUUUGGUGGAUUAUCAUACCAUAUUUGGAGUGAGAUGCGUGUUGGAUGGAUCAGAGGGUGUUAAGAGGACUGUUAUAGAUUUUUUGUGUAUAUAUAUUUUACAUGUCUCAAAUUGAAGAAAAAACCAAAUAUGUUUACUUCAUCUGUUGAAUGUCUACAUAUCACUGUCCAUGUCAUUUGCUGAGUUGUUGCCCAAAACGGGGAAUAAUUUCGGCUGAGAAAGCCAGACCUUUAAAACAGGCGAUGGGAAAGGUCACAUACACAAUUCUAAACCAUUGGGGAACAGUUACAGCAUUAACAGAUAUGUUCCGAUCUGUCGCUACAUUACCCUGUUUAUAUCUGGGGAAUUGUACCUAAUAUAUAAAUAUUUUACAAGUCUUUGUAAGAAAACAAUAGCCUCUGUUUACCCAGUUAUAUACAAUUCUUUGUUAACCAUUUUGUUGUAACGGUUACUCUGAAAUAUCCACACUUUGACCUUUGACCUUUCCCAUUCGGUUAUAGGUUUCCAUCUGCUGGUAGCAUUGAAACUAUUGAACCCAUCAUUUCUUCCAAAAUGUGAUUAAAUUCAAUAAUUAAAUAUGCAAGAAAGACUAUUUUUUCCAACAAAUUUUUCAAAUUUUUGAGAAUUAAAUUCUCGCCAUUUGGGCUAUUUUUAUCUCUUUUUCAUUUCUUUUACUCAGUGGAUUUUGAUAUGCGAUUUGUAUUUUCUCAUUUCGUUCUAUAUAUAUUGUUUGAUAGUCUAUGACAUAGCAUAAUAGCAUAUUCGGCUCGUCCCGUUCCACUGCUACGCACGGUUUAUGAUGUCGCAGCCACAGUACAAUGAAAAUGUCAAAGUUAUCCAAUCAGUUUCGCUGUCGUUUUCUUAAAUAUAUUAUUUUUAUUGGACAAGACUUUUUUCAAGAAAUAGUUUUGGUUAAUUGGUUUUGUUGGUGAAUUUCCUGGAUUUGUCUCUCUUGUUAUCUAAAUUAAGUGUCUGCAGCGAUACCUACAUAGGCAGUGUUUUUAUGAAAGGCACCCAAGCCCGUGAGCGGCGUGUUCAUAACUUCAUUUUAAUCGGUGUGGUUUUGUGAUAACUUGUUAUGUAUGUUACAAAACCUAUUUUAUCUGUAGAAUACUAGAUGAUUUUACAGUACCGGGGUGAUCUGUAGAUUCAGUGUCUCUAUAUGUUGUUUCCUAGUUCCUUCUGCCCAAACGUACAUAUACUUGUGAUAUUUCUUAUCGCCAGUUGACGUAUUGAAAUAACCCCAGAUUUUUCAGAAUCUUGCUUAAGGGAAUUUACGAAUUUUUUUUAUAAUUUCUUUUUUCAAUUUAUAAUAGAGUCAAACUCUUUUUUAUUGUGAUUAGGCAAAGAAAAAUUGAUAAGAUGGAGGUGAUUUGUUUUCUUUAUGAAGAGAUGACCUUGUUGAAAUAGGUGUCAAAAUGAAUCUAUUCUGACUUGUGAUUGGUUGUUGGAAAAUUUUGAAAUUAUAUCUUAUAGUUCAAUUACUGUUGUUACAGAAGUUCAAUGAUUUUACAAAGCAACAUGUGAUGUAUAAGAAAUGACAUCUAAUAAGGUUGUUGUUCUGUGGCCAAGACCACUUCAGUGUGUUGACAGUUAAUGGGAAAAGUACGUAAUGUUAUGUAGAUUUUUAGUGUUUGGGUAGGUUGUGUUUCAGCGACAGGAAGUCUAUUACAAAGGUUAGUCCUGGGGGUAGGUUGUAGUUGUUGUCCAGGAAAGGACUAUUCCUGCAUGUAAAGUGCCAUAACAAACAUCGUUUUCUCAGGCCACUUCAAUGAAGGCAUUUAUUGUGUUCAUUACCAUAAAGACAAAUGGACAUACCCCGUUUAAAUUUGAAAAUUACUUUUGGAGUUGGGCUCAGGUUCUUUUCAUCAAUCUGGUUUCAGCUGAAAAAAAAUGUGUUCAAGAAAUCCAAUAUAGAGAGUUUAAACCACUUAUAAUGUUGCAUCGAAAUUGUUGAGUCAUUUAAGUGCCAUAUAUCUUAGACUAACAAAUCAAUUUUCCAGAGAAAUUACUUGUGUGAAAAGUAGUUAACAAUAUACAAAUAGUGCCACCUCUUUACACAAAAUCUACUACAAAACUUUUACAGUCAGUUGGAAGUGCUGCGCAUUGAUGUAUUGCAUGAAAUCCAUUUUGCCAUAUUAAACUUAUACUAGUACUUUGUGGUAUAAGACGCCAUAUUUUAAGUGCUAAAAGAUUAUAUUAUAUGUAUGUGUGUAUGUGUGAGGGUGUGCGUGUGUGUGUAUGAUUCAAAUUUUGACCUUUGACAUUGUAUGGUUGACCUUUGGGCAGAAGUUACUAUGAACUUAACAUUUAUUAAGAACAUGUUAUAUGUAGUUGAUGACUUGUGUAUAAAAUAGUAUGUAAUGCUUGUGGUUUCAUGCCACAGGGCUGUGAUGUGAGAGUUCAUACUCCAAAGAGCCUUUGUGUCAGGCACAGCGAUUGUUCCAACACAUUACUAACCAGAUUUUUUGUGUUGGAUGCACUGCUUGGUCCUUACUGUUUUUGUGUCAUGCACAGUGAUUGGUCCAUUAAACCAAGCACUUCUCAUGUCAGACAUGAUGAUUGGUCCAUUACAGUAACCAACAAUCUUUGUGUCAGACACAGUGAUUUGUCCAUCACACAAAACCCAAACAGUCUUUGUGUCAAACACAACGAUUGGUCCAUCACAUAGUCACAUGUUCUGUUGUAUUGUUGUUGUUUAUAUGGUGACACGUUACUGUGUGUGAAAUGGUUGAUGUCCUUUGACGAAAAAGAAACAUUUUUUUAUUGAUUAUAUCAUUUUCUUUUGGAAUGGUUCGAAUCUUUGAUGAUAAUAUUUCUUGUAUUAGAUAUAUUGGUUAUUAGUUAAAGCGUUCAGUUUUAAAGUCUAGAUAUUGAGCCAUGACAGCAUCUGAUGUUGUCAUAGUUUUUUUAGUCAGAAUGGUAUCGGAGUCACAAAACAGUACAAUAAAGAUCCUGUUACUAUAUAUAGACUGUUACGAUAGAAGUAGGUCCUGUUUAUGUUAUGCCCACGGGGAGGGCAAGAUAUAUCUUAGUUGUAUGAUGAUUGUGUGGUACGGUAACUAAGUCACAUAUGUGAUAACAUGUGACAAAAGUGGGCGACACACACGAUCGUGUGUGUGGUUCGUGGUGGUGACAGGGGGAUGUGACACCCAUUUUUCGCUUUGUAAGCUUUUGUGUGAGCUGUUAAUUACUUAACCAAAGGGGUUGUCUAACAACUCCUAGCAAAGUGCCCAAAAUGCCAUAUGCGGAUUGCUGAGUUUAAAACAGCUGAUUUCUUAACUAUGAUCAAGUUUAACAAGUUUGUGCCAUGCUUCUAAUCUUUGAAAUUUUCAUAGUAGGUUGUAAAAUUUGUGCAGGAAAUUGCAGGAGUUUGCAGCAAGACUCAAAUUUAAUUUUCAAAGAUGUGUAAGAUGAAUAUUUCAAAAUUAUUCAUUUUUUUUCUCAAAAUUAUAGAAUAAAUUUGCAUUCUUGCUUUGUCCAAUGGCAUAUAGAGUAUGUUUUCAGAGAAAUACAUUCGUGCGUGACACAAACUUUUUAUACUGGAUUGUAGCUUUUAGAAUUAACAUUUUCCAAAAAAGCUGAACUCGCCAUAGGUUUAUUUUGAAAGCAGUUGAAAACUGCACCAGCGAGGUCAUGAGUGUUCAAGAUCAGAAUUACGAAAGAAAAGAAUGUUCAAACGAAUGAUUUGAAAUAUUGAUUUAUUGAAAUUGAUGGAUUUUUUAAGUUCCUGCUGAGAAUUGAGGGAAUCAUCCACAAAAUGAUUGGGAAACAUUGUUAUUUUUGGGAUUUUAUUGUAUGAUACAUAUUCUUUUUCAUUUUUGUGUUUAAUAUUGAUAUAAAUUGUCAAAAACAGUAUGGUUAGUUCUCAACUGUUGUAAAUUUUUCAUUAGUAACCAUGGUUUCAAAACCACUCUCCGGUGAAGGUCUUUAUAAGCCACAGAGACUAGCAGAUUCGUUUUAUAGAAGUAUAUACAUUCAAUGUAGAUUUUCAAUGGUUUAAUGACCUUACACUGAAAUCACCUCCUAUAUAUCUUUAUAGUAGAUUUGCUUGAGCUUUUCGCCAGACGACAUUGUAAAGUCGUCCAACCAUGCUUAUAUUUGUGUCAUGUCUGCCUCCGCUUCUGACUCUUUAAGAGAUGCCCAAUAAACACAAACCUCGGAGUAUAAUCCAAUAUACAUAAUUGUAAAACAAAUGUGUUGUGCUUUUUUGUCCUUGCAUGAUCUCACUUCUCCUUUGACCUUUCAACUUUCAGACUGGCCUUGACCUUUGAAUAUAGGGUUGAGAUCACCUGUUUACACACGUUCUGCCAGCCAUAUGUGUAUGUACCGACACAAGCAUUUAGAGAAGGGAGUCAUGUUCACGUUAGCAAUAUUGUACCAUAGUAUGUCUGUACAAUGAUGCGUGUGUGUUAAGGUCAACAAAAUUUAUACUUUCUGUAUAAACCAUCUUGCCAUUGCUAUUUAAAGGGGAUAAAAUACAUCUUUCUACAAGGAACCGUCCAAAAUAGUUCACAUUUUUCUUAUAAUUGAAUGACUUAUUGUAUAGAUCUUGUUUUUUGCCAUAUAACAAUUGAAUAUAAGAACAAGCUUUUUGGAAAUGGUAUUGCAGCUGCAUUAUGGAUCAUACUGGCUUUAAAUAUUGGCGGGCUUGGCUGUAGCCCUACAACAGAACCUGAUUGGUCGACGCCACUAUAAUCAAACUUCGACAUUUGUGUCACGUAACACGAUCUCUCGCGAUAGUGUUAGCACUAACCUCUUUAGAUACGUGUACAUUGUAUGCUUUCUCUUUCCUGAUAAAUCAUGGUAUCUUACUUUAAUCAGUUUUCUACUGAAAUGGUAGUGGCACUUUGUCAAAUUUUCAAUUACUAAUGACAAAACACAUUCAGAUAUUUUCCGGGUCAAUUUCGCCUGUGAAAAUAUCAAUAUUGUAUUUCACAAAUUUGAUUUUUAAUUGCUCUCUUCAUGUCAGCAGUCAAUAAGAAUAAAGAAAAAAAAACACAAUAGCACAUUGGCAUAAAACAACUAUGGCUAUGUUUAAAAUAUAAUGUGGACUCAAAGCUGAGCAGAUGAACAAUGUUCCAUAUAUAAGGAAAUAGAAAAUGGUUACUAUGGUGCUGGGAAAGGUCAAGGACAGUUUAAUGGUAUCACUGCACGUCGUCAAUCAGAUUGAUGAGCUGUGCUCUAUUUCUGUUUUCAAACAGUAUGUCUUAUAUAUUGUAAUAUAAUUUUAGGUGCUAUUAAAACUAGACAUUUACAACCGAGCCAAGCUCCCAAUCAUCGUAGGUGUUAGAUCUUGUCUGUAUCAUUGUCGUUAGUAAGUGGAAGGUGUUUAGUUACGUAGUUAUAAAUAGUAUCUGUCUUUCCUACAAACAAACAGUCAUUUAAGAAUAAUAAAAGAUCGGAGUCCGGGAAAAGUUUUAAACUUAUAUUAAUCCGUUUCUUAAUUAACUGAAGAAGAAACACAAUAAUACAACAAUUUGCAAUAAUGAUAAUCGGAGCAAAUGAUUCGGCGGAGUGCACAAGACCAGGAGGUCACCCUGAAAAGGCCUACAGAGAACCUGACUAGAAUUCAGUCAUGGCUGACACUCUGUGCUGUUCUCCAAGCAUCUUGUUGAAUUCUGCACAUUUUAAUAUCAAAUUGCAUACGAGAUUAAUCACAAAUUAUUCCUACUUUAAAUGCAUUUAUUGAUACCAUACCAUAGUACAAGGAAUCUUCAAAAGAUUUCCAAUAUUCACAAAAAUUGCUCAUCAUCGUCCGAAUUCUUAUCGCAUUUACACUUUGCAUAUAAUCAGAUAUUUGUGGUGUCCAUGUAUAACGAUGGUCGUGCGCUAUGAUUCCUACAGGUAGCCUUUAAUCUUCUGAUUCUGGUGGAUUUCAUUUUCAUAUUUGAAGUUUAAGCAUUUUCAUAAACUAUAUAAAUUAGAUUUUAUUAAUGUCUAUGUACAAUUGAUACACCUCAUGCAAAAAUUUAAAGAUUUUUUUUUUUUUUUUUUUUAUCUGAAAAAUGAAAUGAUCAGAAACAGAAGAAGAAUCAGAAACUCCAGCAAAAGCACAAAAUCAGGACAAUGAAGAGGGGCUCGUGUUUUUGCAACAUAGGUCUCACUUUUUAGCAUCAAACAUUGAGACGCCAUUACAGUUUUACAACCAAAUUUAUCAUGUAAGACUUUCGGACUGAAAAUAAUGAUGAACUCUUGAUUCUUGUUUACAAAAUCAGUUUUUGAAAUUCAUACAAAAAGCAUAAUUGAUUUAUACCCAAUAAAUAGUGAUUUUGUUUUUAUUGGGGCUCUUCAGUCUGUACUGGCGUUCUUAAUUGUUUGAUGAUAAAUUCCUGUUUGAUAAAGGCCGCUGGUUGGUCCCUGGCACUAGGAGGUACUUUGGGAGAUUGCUUGUUAAAAUCUGCUGGCUAUUAUAUUCCGAUCACUAAGUGGCUUGACAGGUGCUUCAAUUAACGCAGGUAAUUAAUUAUAAGUAGUGUACGUUUUGUUUUUUCAUUAGAACUUGUUUUCUUAGAUUGGCAUUAGGUGCCUUUGUUAAAUUUGUGUUUUCGUUUUAAAUUAAUUCAAAGAUAUAUUAAUGUAAUUUUAACCUAACUUUAUUCAUGAAAAAUCUCUAAAAUAAUAAUGCAUGAUUCUUAUGGUGCUAAUCUGAUGUUUGUUUUUAUCCCACCGAAAAAAUAACAAUUCUUCAAUAACAUCAAUUUUUAUUUUUGAUUAUGUUUUGUUUUUCUUCAUUAAUUUCAAAGAGAGAACAAGAAGCUGUAAAUUAGCAUAAUAGUUACUAUCAUUUUUUUUUCUACCCGAAAUCUAUUAUAUCUUAGAUGUUUUCAUAUUUUUAUGAAAAGAAACCAGCAUGCAUUUGUUAUGAUAAUGAUGCCCUACUUUUGAUCUCAAUAUUUUUAACUAUUUAGGAGUAUUUUGGUUUAGUGUUUCCCAAACUAUUUCCUAUGUGCCAAUGGAGAUUAAGGAAGAGGAAGAAUAGAAAACAUACCCUGAUAAUCUAUAUGGCCACAGUGGUCAGUGUCUUAAUACAGCUACGCCAUGGAAUGACAUAAUCCUCUAACCCAACAGUUCAACAUUUUAAAACCAGAUUAAAAUAGACAAAUAUAUAUAAUCAUAAUUUAAACAUACUAGUUAAUUCUCUUUUUUAUUUUAUUAUUUUUUUUUUUUUAAAUAAUUUCCUUAAUAAGAUAUCAAGACAACUAGGAAAAGGAUAUCGUUUAUGAUGUCAUUGGUAUAACAUUUUAACAAUACAAGGAUAUGUCAUUGGUUAUGCUGUGGGAGACCUGAUCAUUGGGGUGUUCCAUACAGAUCAGGGUAUAUACUGACCACAGUCUUAGCUAUAAAUACUUGGUAGUUUUUUUUUAUUGGAUCUUCGCGGUGGAUGGACGGCUGUGCGCUAGGCUGGGCUUGUAACAUCACUGAAGCUUUGCUGCUUCUACCCGUCAACUAAUCUUUUUCCAGGUUAGCCUGACAGUCCAUCUACUAUCCCAGCAUGCAGUUGUGUAGUCUUGCACACUUUCAAAAAUGGCAGCCAGCCAGCUAGCAUAGUGCGGUGCGAGGAUCUUAUUUUUCCUGCACGCAUACACUUAAAAGAAGCAAGACAGGGGAAAACUCACCAAAGUUGUUUAUAUCAUUAUAUGCCAAAGAUGUCUUCCAGUUAUUUCCGUGGAAAUGAGUGUAACUCAUAAAUUUGUUUAUUUAUGAAUAAAUGUGGUGAAGUGUCUAGUUUUGUUUAUAAAGAAAGACGCAAUUGUUUAUAAUUUUUUGUUAAAUCUAUUGUAAAUAGGUAUUUUUUGGUUAAGGAUAUUCCUUUUCGUUCUUUUAAAAAAAGUUUAAGUACGUAGUCAAUAAAAUAUUUUUCAAAAUAUAA
Pecten maximus is the source of this 12562-nucleotide messenger RNA. RefSeq names its product muscleblind-like protein 3. The coding region runs from base 832 to 2355 and encodes 507 amino acids. The transcript is spliced from 13 exons. The record is from RefSeq and is a predicted model, not a curated record. Lineage: Eukaryota; Metazoa; Mollusca; Bivalvia; Pectinida; Pectinidae. Gene Ontology annotation, molecular function: metal ion binding.